AUGCAGGCAAGUGAUAGGUUUAACAUCAAUUCUCAGCUUGAGCAUCUUCAAGCUAAAUACGUUGGAACUGGGCAUGGUGAUUUGAGCAGAUUUGAGUGGGCUGUGAACAUUCAGCGUGAUAGUUAUGCUUCAUACAUCGGCCAUUACCCAAUGCUUGCCUACUUUGGGAUCGCUGAGAACGAAUCAAUCGGUCGAGAACGCUACAAUUUCAUGCAGAAAAUGCUAUUACCGUGUGGCCUUCCUCCAGAUAGAGAAGACGAUUAG
This is a messenger RNA of Thlaspi arvense, 264 nucleotides long. NCBI's taxonomy places the organism in Eukaryota, Viridiplantae, Streptophyta, Magnoliopsida, Brassicales, Brassicaceae. The record is from the annotation of a GenBank genome assembly.